AUGGCGACGCACGACUCAACCGAUCCGCAUACCCUCUCGUACCUCUCUCUGCUCCCCCUCGCCCUUACAACCCUCCCUCCCUUUUCGUCCGCCGCUAGCCACACUUUGCGGCCCCUUCAGCAGCCACCACAACCUUCCACACACCAGCUGAAGUGCGGAGCAUGUCAGGCGGAGAUCGUUGCGGGACUGAGCGGGAUCUACUGGGUUGACAAGGGCAAUCUGUGGGCAAGUUGCGACGGAUGCGGGUGGACCAGUCGCAGACCAGCUGAAGCAAGGUCAGAUGAGGAAUCCAAGGCGUCGACGAGACGGUCGCAGUUCGAGCGCGUCAAGAAGAGACGGCGAGUCGAGGCAAAGCGGGCGACUGAGGUUGCGCAUCCGAUGCUGCUAGCUGCCAAGCAAGGGAUGGCGGCGGCCACAGGAGCGAGCUCCAUGUCGAAGACGGCCGUGGAGUUCAGGCAGGCGUCGGUAGACAAGACGGAAACGCCCAGCAAGGCCUCAACACCGUCCGCUCGAAUGCUUGCCGUACCCAGCCGCCCACCUAUCUCCUCGCGCGAUGCAUCGCAGCAGCCCUCAGAACAGCCAGCGUCAACCAAGGCGUCGGUUAAUUCGUCCCGCGCCCCAUCCGUCCGCCCCUCUCCCCUAGCCACAUCUGCUCGUCCGUCUCCCGCACCUUCGUCGAAACUCUCGACGCCUUCCGCCGGUUCGCCCGUCCCGUCCGAUUCGUCAGCAACGACAGCAACAUCUAAGAAGCGGAAACGACCGAAGCAGCCGAGCGGGUUGGCCGAACUGCUCGAGGCGAAGAAGCGGAAGGAGAAGGAGGCGACGGGCGGAGCUGGGCUGGCGGACUUUCUGCAGGGCUUGUAG
Rhodotorula toruloides NP11 is the source of this 864-nucleotide messenger RNA. RefSeq lists its product as uncharacterized. Bases 1 to 864 code for a protein of 287 amino acids. The transcript has a single exon. The record is from RefSeq and is a predicted model, not a curated record. NCBI's taxonomy places the organism in Eukaryota, Fungi, Basidiomycota, Microbotryomycetes, Sporidiobolales, Sporidiobolaceae.